AUGGACCCGUUGUCUCUAGUGGCAGAACACUGCGCAAACUCUGGACACACGUUCGCCUUCCAGAAUGCUGAAAUCCUGGGCCGGGGAAAUGACCGCAUCACGAGGGAAACAAUCGAGGCCUGGCACACUGGCGCGAACUCCAUCAACCGCAGCGUAGCGCUUCCUGAGGCUUACCAGGCCCUCCAGACGCAGCUUAGUGAACAGAAGAGCAGAGUCAGGCUGCGACAAGACAGAAACCCAAGUACGGCCGAGUCCAUGGGGGCCACACGCGCAGCUGUACUUCAACCCGAAUCUGACGAAGGUGCGAUCGUCACAACAGCCGCGUCGUCCACUUAUGUGGCAGGUGUGAGGACGAACGAUCGCAGUAACGCCAACGGACCUGAUGAAGGUGCUAUCAUCACUGCCACUCAUGCGGCAGGUGAGAACACAAGUGACUGCAGGGUGACAAAGAAGAUUGCCAGCCUAGGACGAGAGCUAAGGUCAAUGCAAACACGUGCGAUGACAGCUAGCGUCCAAACGACACCCCCCGAAUAGACGCAAACCCGUUGUAAAAAGAUCGUCACCGCCUAUAAAUACUGUGAGGCGUGGUACAAAACUCACCUCCGACGAUGAAAUCUUGUUUGAUUUUGAAACGUCAGGGCAAUAUAACUAUGGUUCCCGAGAUCGCUUCUUCUUCUUAUUUAUGUCCGGGGACGCGCAUCUUCGCUUCUAUCACCAUAUAUAUAUGUAUGUUUUCUCAUUCGUCCCUCCUUGGUGCUAUAUAUAAUCUUAUCUGCUGUUAAAGGCACUCUCAUCGAUUGUUUCUACGUAGCUCACUCUUCCCUUUGUGCUUUAUACAUACAUGCAGUAUGUGGGCUGACUCAUGAAUUGUCAACCGAACUUCGGACAUGCCUUUUCGUUUCUUAAAUAUUAAGUAAGAAUAGUUGUAUAAAUAAACAUCAUGCAGCGUAAUUUUAUAAUAAUUAAGUAACUUUAACUUUUGCGCUUCCGCGCCAACUUUUUUCGGCCGCAUGCAAGCGUUACACUAUGUGGAAAAUUGUGACUUAAGUAGCCUGCCUCGUUAUUGAUUUUUAAUUAUAUUUUAUGGAAAUCUUCCAUAAAAAUACUUAUUUUUUGCUCAUUCGGUAGAAAAUGACUCUUUUUUGUAUUUUAUUUUCAAAGGUAAGUUAUAAUGCUGAUUUUAAAUACUUUUAUAAUUCCAGAAUAAGUUUGAACCCGACCUGCCAUUACACUUGCAUGCAUGGUUCCCCAACUAUAAGCCGUACUUUUUCCGCGUACGGAAUACCAUACAUUUCUCUACGGUAUGAAAUUUAGUAGUGCAUUAGAGCCAUAUUGUUAACUUUACAAGCCACAGAGGUAAAUGCUGAGCCAUGACGUUUUAUGAACGGUCACUGCACGAUAUCAAACAAUCCUACAUUUGGAAACUUUUUUAAAACCGAAUUAUACCCUUCCUUUAGGUAUAAAAUUGGAACAAGACGUCACGUUCUACUGAAUAAGCAAAAAUUACUAUUUUUAUGCAUAUUUUACAUAAAAUAUAAUUGAUUUUUUAAAGACAUCAAAAGUCGGCAAGAAAAAUGAAUGUUGUUUAAGCAGUCAUAUUUUACAGAGUACAGUUUUGCAGGCGACCGAAAAGCAGUUCAAAAGCCGGCAUUCUGAGAUAACUGAAUCAUUGUAGAGCUAUGCUGCACGAUGCCUAGCUUUACAACCCUACUUCAUUAAUAUUUUCGAGACAAAAACAAAUUUCGAAAUUUCCGUUGACAUUUUAGGAGUUAGCCCACCUACUGUAUAUAUAAAGGGAAUGUUGAUGCAGCAUGGCAGGCAAAGGACUCGUUUACUUAUCUGGGACUGCCAUUUGCGGCUGCAAAAACACCGCUGAGUCUCGAGAGAGAUAAUUCCAAACUGUUCAGAGGUUAUUGGGGAUAAACCUGCAACACUGCUGGCGCGAGACAAGAAACUGUGAUCUUAGUGGGAUAGAGGAUUGAGAUGCAAAUUUCGAAGAUUAAACAUUGAAACGCAAAAUCACAAAGAAACAUUGGUUCGCAGUGCUUUCGCCAAAGACCUGGCCGGUGCAGUUUCAAGUGGUAAACUUGCAGCGGGCUUUGACGCCGAAGUCGCCGAUCCCGUUCAUUUUUUGUCUUUCCACGAGUCGGUCUUCAAACACUCCUGAGGAGCCAAUCUGUACAAAGCAUCUAAUCCAACACCAAGUGACAUCCUUGCUGUCGACGCGCAAAGCACGUGCGGCAAUUUCAAGAGCGAGACGAGAUGCCCUCGAGACACCGAAGGUGAACUGGAGCAUUGUAGUACUCCCAACUGACAAAUGACGCUCCGCAGCAGCACUCGACACAUAUGAAUACCUUUGGAAGGCAACCGCCCUGCUCGAUAACUGUCUUGCGUACCUCGGAUACGAUUGAGAUCGCACGAAGAUGCUGGUUUCCCGAGUUAACACGACGUUUGCUAGACUGCAGAAUAACGGUCCAUCUUUAAAGGAGAACGACUGACUAGUAAAUCAAUAGAUUGGCCAUGGCGAAAUACUAUGGACUGCCUCAAAUACCCAAGCCUGUUGCUCCACUUCGGCCUAUCUUAUCUUUUCACGGAACUCCCAUAUUCAACCUAUUCAAAUGGCUAUUCCGACGUCUAAGAUGUCUCACAUCAGGCUCCGACGUAACGUUCCGCUUAGCGGUACAUUUCAAGAAAAGACUCUACGGGUUUCACCUAAAUAUGGACGAAAUCACGAUAUCAUAUAAUGCUACCUCAUUCUUCUCCUCAGUUUCCUAGAGUCUUGUAGUUAAAACUACCGGCGAUCGACUUUGUAGUCAGUAUGAGAGAUGACCAACAAGCAUGAACGAGAGCACUUGUCUGACUGUUUAAUUUCUGCCUUAAAAUCCAUUUUCCACUUAACGAAACGGUCUACGAGGAAAUCAAAUGGACUCCGAUGAGUCUCCCACUGUAUGGCUUCAUUGCUGAGACGGUCCUUGCGUAGAAAAGGACGUUGGUGUUCGCGACCCUCAGACCCAUUUUUGGGCGCGAUAUGUGGACGACACUUUUGUCGUCCUCAGUCAAGAAAUGGUCACCGAACUUCGCAGGAUAUUGAGCUUGCUUUUCCGGACAUUCAUCUCUAAACGGAGGCCAAGGUCAGCAAUCAAAUAGCGUUCCUAGACCUCUUGGUCACCGACGUAAGCCUGAAAACAUGGCUUGCCGAAAAGCCACAUAACACGUCAGCUCCUUUGUUACUAGGGUGACCACCCGUCGUGCCACAAACGUAACUGUGUGCGGACUCUAUCAAAAGACGGAAACUGACUGCAACAAAGCUGACGGCAAGGGGGCCGACCUCAGUUAUCUUUGGCGGAUUUUCACUUCCAUCGGUUACUUACUCAGUUUCGUAGAUCGCAGAAGGCAGCAAUCAUGACUAGCUUGGAACACUGCCUCGCCGGCAAUAUCUCGUAACUGAAAUCAACUCACUACAGCAGCAACCACUGAUCUGUUCGUUGGAUGAAACUGAAGAAGACAAAGAACCCCAGUUUGGCUGCAAAUACGACGGCCGCAAAGACUGAAGUGGUCACGCGAGCCCGCCACUGGUCGAUCUCGGGGAAGUCAUGACUGGCCAUCAGCAAACAUGGUCAAAAUGAGCGCGAAAGGCACGACUGUAAUACGAGACAGGCGGCACUACUGCACAAAUCUAGGCUAUCAGGAACUCCCAAAGCACCGUCCACAUGAUACAACGAGGAAUUUAUCGUUAUCGCCAGAAGAUGCUUCGAAGAUCCAUAAUUGAUGCGUACAACCGACUUCCUUACUUCUAAAGAAAUAAAAAACACAGACAGUUUUGUCCCAGCCAACCACCUGUUCAUGCGUUUGAAACGCUACAUGACACCAACACCUAUGCUUCACUUGUAUAACAUUUAGCAAAAAGAGAAACAUUCUACAAUAAAAUGGUGAUUAUUUCUGGAAAACGUUACACUAGUUCAUGCUAAGAAGGUAAUGGAGUACAGUUAGUCUAAUUCCAAUAAGUUUGACUUCCUUGCCAGAUUCAAAUCAAUCGUAAGUUUAGCAAGUCUCACGGAGGAUCUAUUCACAGUUCGCAGUAGUCUUAUGCACGCCUCAGAGAAAAAACGACAAAAGCUCUCUUCUCUAUUUUCCGAUGUUCAAAAUUAAUGGAACGUAAUGAACCUCUCCACCAGCACAGGAGACAUGACCACUAUUCCGAGCAAGAAUAAGCAUAUAGGGAAGACUUAAUUGUUAAAAAAACAAGUCAGCCUGCAAACAUCUAACUGUGGGACCUAAAAAAGCACAGAACUCAUGAAUUGAAAAACGCUUAAACGUCUUGCAUGAAGAAUGUUAACAACAGAAGUUAUCGUCAAAUCCUAAGGAGAGGAUUCACCCACAACUGCUAAGGUGUGGGAAAUACCUAACUUCAAAUAUGGGUAUUCCAUUGCUACAAAUGGUCUGCCUUAUAGACACACCAAAUCAAUAGCUGUCAAAAUGAUCAUUCCAUAAAUAAAAUUGGCUAAAAUGAAAUUUGAAAACUUUAUUGAAUCUUUAAAAGAGUUCCCAGACAAAUUAAAAGGAGUCAAAAUUACAACUGACAAGAUAAUGGUUCACUCAGUGUAGUCUCGCCCUUCAUUUCGAUUCCGCUAUAUUAAGAUAGGCCCGGCUCCAAAGAACAACUUCGUAGCUACGCUACUGAUGCGCCUCUCGACGCCUUACUUUAACUAUCAGAUUUUUGUCUAGAGGCUAACGCUUUCUCUGUUAAUCAGUGUCAUCAGUAAUGGAAAGGCGUUCCUAUUAUUUUGCCUGUAUCCGUCAUUCAAUAAUGCGUAAAUUAGAAUCUGUGGUCCUUGCUGAAUUUCACCCCACAUUAUAACUGCGCAAUUUGGAUAAUAAAUUUGCACUCUUUGGGGAAAAUUUGUCAGAUCUUCUCCACACGGAUCCUUAUUCUACAUAUCCAAGAAUCGAGUUUACUUCCGAAGUGAAAGUAACUAAGUAACUCCCGGUUCUGAACGCUCAUUUGACUCAGAAAGUCGAUGGAUCAUUGCACACAUCCGUGUAACGCAAUGAGACAUAUUCAAAGGUUAUCCUUCAUUUUAAAAAUAACCACUUCAUCCUUCGCAUAAGGGGUUUUAUCUACAGCCUGCCAAAUCGAGCCAAAACAAAAAACACAGAUGAAUCAAAUUUCCAAAAAGAAAUUCAGUGCCUCUUCGAAUCACUUUUCCAUAAUAGGCAACCUUGUGACAUUGCCUGUGACUGCAUAAGGGGUAAGAGGUUUGAAAAUAAGAGUACUUUGAAUGUUAGGACUGCAUAAGCACUAAAGCAAUCAACCUGAAAAGCUUUCAUAUGUAAAUAAUGUAUCUGCGGUUAUCGAGACACAGUUAAAUUAACACUAGAUAUAAGUAGGACUCCAGCCGAAAACUGCCAUGUGCGCACAGCUUUCAAACCCUACGUACAGGGAGUACAGCCUUAAUAGAAGAUUAUUGUCUACGAUAUCUCGUUUUUCAGCCACUCUGCCGUCUAUGAUAGUUAAAAUGCUGUGACGUGUUUCAACCCAUAUACUCGAACACAAAUGACCGAUUACGAGAUGAGACAAUUUACCCCAGGUGGACAUGGGCAGAGUGUACACUGAGUAAACAUUUGCGUGGAGAGCAUUCAACUGUUGGAGCUUGCCCAAUAAUGGAAGAGCGUGAAUUCCUGAAGGCAAUGCACUGAGAUAAAGCAUACAUUAUACGAUAUAUCGAUUUGAAUGGAAACCAGUGCCGCCCGUGUUGAUGAAAUUCGGAAAUACCGCUACCGAGCAUAGGGACAGGCUACAGCCAACCGCAGAAUCAUUUGUUAAAGAUGGUUAAAUAAUAUCCUCUUUGUGUACAUAACCCAUAGGUCUGAUGGCAAACUGAGGAAAAAGUCUCGCAAAUUUACGCAAUAAAGCUAUUCUGGUUCCAAAUAAUUUCGUUUUUUCUGAUUAAAUAUCUUGAGAUGUGGGUAUUAUAAUGCAUAUCUGUACAUACUGAACCAAUACAUUCCUGGGAUUUCGACGGAAGAAAUUCGCUUUAAUUGCAGUAGCAUCGUACAGUAGCGAAAGCGUUGGCGAAACGUGUCGAAUAUAUUAUACAACUAUUAGCACUAGUUGUUUACUUAGUGAGUGGCAUAUGACGAUUGGCAAAGACUAAUUGCUGUUCACCCCAACGAGUAUUAUGGUUUAGAAGCUAGUCCUGAAAGGUACGUCCACGUCAAUUAACCAGAGAUCCUUCUCUGGAUAACCUGUGAAAUCGCAAGCUUCGUAAUUCCCCGAGUUUAAUUUAUCAGAUAUCGCAUCCAAAACAAUGAGGACGCAUUUUCUUCGCAGAUAUGUCCACAGAAGCGAAAACACCAGUAAAACACGCCUUUGGGGAUAUUAGUCAGAAUUUAUAUGAGAUUUAUGCUAAAACCACUUUCAUGUAUCUACAUUUUUAUACAUUAUUUUGAAUUAAUAUUCACUGGGGGUUUACGGGGCAUGCUUGUCUCUUGUACAUUCGAAGUCAUUCUGUUGCCGAGUCGGCAGUCACAUAGCAAUCGCAAGCAGAUAGCGAAUAGGAGUGCCGACGAAGUUAAGGGAGACUGUGAUUGUCAUUUCAGGCUACGUAACCCUUGUCAACCAACAUUACUCCACUCUAGAACUUCCGACCAAGGAUUCGAACCCUCAUUCUUUUGUCAUUUGAGCGUUUGUAAGCCCACUGUCCUACAUUUGGGCUGCAUGUCCUUUGUUCUGUCGGAUCCUGUCGGGGCUACUUAUUAUUAUUGAAGGUUUCCCCAUCGUCAAGCAGACGUGACGUGCUCGUACAACGGUGCCUACCAUGACAACUAAUGUUUCCGAUCUCAACCGACGAGACCCACACAUUAAAGACAGAUCGGUAGACAAUAUAGCGCUAAGUGGCCGAAGAGUCCACUGUCGAAUCCAAGAAACUGCAAGUUUGGAGUUCGGUGAGGUUAGCAGACGGCUGAAAAUAGGUCUGAAAUGAACAUUCAGACUCCUCUGUCUUUGUCGGUUCUCCUCAAUUUUUACCAUUGAUUACGGAGAUGUAAUAGAAUGUGAAGUCUCAGCAAUGAGUAUACUGAGCAACGGGACUGGCGAGAUCCGCUAACUUCAUGCCUGUAAUUAUGGUGCAAAAAAAAUCAAAAGUGGUUUAAUGUUCAAACCAUGUAUUUUAGAAAAUGUCAAUGGUUGGCACAAAAUACAAUUAAGAAAAGAAACGUGUCUAUUUGCAUAACAAUUUCCUCCUAUUAAUGACAACGCUUAUCAAGGCAAAACCCACUAUUACAGAAUGCAACUGAGUCAAAAGCUACACAGAAUUUUGCAGAGCGUAAAAAGCAUUACAAUGGGGCCUUCCAAGAAUUUGUGAAAUAAAGUUUGACCUCCUGCUUAUGUUAAAAAAUCGAGAUGUCACUCCCAAAACGUUAUUUUAGAUACUGAGAGACCGACUGAUGUAAAGGCUGAAGCCAUCAGUUCCGAGAGUAUCCAGGUCACAUGGAAAGCGCCCAGUUACAAACUAUCAAAUGAAAGCGGCUACAGACUGCACAUUAUUGGCCAGGACUUCAACGAUACAGCCGUAGUUGGAAGAGAUACACUCACGCACACAUUCUUCGGAUUGAAACCCUCCACGGAGUACGCCGUCUACGUGCAGGUUAACGACAGCGUGAGGGGAGUGCCCCGACCGACGGGAAACAGUUCGGCAAAAACCUGGCCAGAGGGUAAGUUGGCAUGCCCUUCUCAAAAGAAUAACUUUUCGUGAUGUAGUGAAACAGUUAAGGAUACCACACGUGGUUAUAUGGCCCCAUAAUAAACAGACAGAAAACAAUGACAUUCUGUGAAGUGAAUUAGUUGAAUUUAAUUUGCUGGUAUCUGGUUUUUUCGAGCAGCCAAAUGGGUCAACGGUGCUAUGACUAAUAUUUGUCUGUGGGAAGCAUGACAAGGGUGUGCCUAGAGGCAAAUCGAGUUAAACUAGACAACUUUGCAGAAACGUUUUCGGAGUAAAUCGCGUUAGCUUCCAUGUUUCCAACAGCAGACCAUCCAAUUACGUUAAAAAUGUGAAAGCGGGAGAGUUUUUAGAACUGGCAUCCAAAAUGUUUCACCUCCUCAUCGAUGUCCGUUUGACUACGUUCUUCACACGUAGUAUAUCAAAAACGCUAUACUUCAGAAUGAAAAUAUCUUUGUGAGGUUAAUGGCUGCAACGAGUGAACGGUAGGUGGUAAAACUGAAAAGGCGGUCACAUAUAGAUCACCACAGUGAAGGGCUGUACUGCGUUAGGUCUGUUCUGAAUCACAAUAUGUACUUAUGCAUGAACGACAACCCUUUUUAAACACCUGAUAUAGGUCUGGGCUACCGAGUCAACCGCACCCAAGACAGAUUGCCUAGGAUUUUAUAGACAUUGAAGUCCCUUCAAUACGGGAUGGUAAUUAAGCAGUCUUUUUUUCGCACAAAUACUUUUUAAGAGUUUGCAUAAGCAAGAAGCUAGGAGUGAAUGUGAUGACACGCCGAGUGUCAGGCAGGGGAGAUUAUUUGAAUGAAAAUUGGCAUACUGAAAAAACCUGGUUGUGAGUUACAAAGAUAAAGAAAAGUGCAUCACAAAGUCAUCGAAUUCUCACGUCAUCAGCAAAUUAAAUGGUGGCCGAUGUUUUGGUCCCUUUAGCUAUUAUCCUGCUCACAUUUUUAGACGCACCUCCCGCAUAUGGUGAAUAGCAUGAAGAGCUUUGUGGUUAACUGUACAGGGUAAACGUGCAUUCUGUUCUUGCUAAACACUUAGCCAAUUUAUCUUUCGAAGUCAUCGUUAAAACUCCAUGAACCUUAACCUAAAGUUUUCCAUUUGUUACGAAUAGCAGAGUCCUCUAGUGCUGAAGCCCUUUAUGCGACUAAUUUUUGGAUAAGUGAGUUUUAACUUAGCACGCUUACUGACUCAUACAGUUUUGCACUUUACCACUGCAAACUUAAUUUUCCUCUUUCUCUUGCAUUAAUCAUUUAAAGCAGCGGAAAAGGUACAGAACCUCCAUCUGGCUGCAGAGGACGCUAGAUCUGCGCAAGCAGUCUGGCAACCGCCAACAUCAGCGCAUGGCGCUGCAGAGUCCUACGGAGUUUGCGUGCAGAACAAACACACGGGGGUAAAACAAGGGUAUGUAUUUUCUCAGCCUACGGCCGCCUUCAUCAACUUGCAUCCCUCCACAACGUACAAAAUAACCGUCUCUGUUCGAAACGAAAAUCCCCGUGGAAGGCUCAGUAGGUGCGGACCGAAGGUUUCGGGCGAAGUAUCAACUCUGCCCCUAGGUGAGGAGACCACCUCUCAUUUUUAUUGUACUUCCCGCAAAAUUAAUAUUUUGCGCUCAGUUUGGCAUCUGGCGCUUGCUGCACAGAUUACACUGUUUAAUUGGGGAUCCGAAAAUACCUGUCCAGAACCCAAGCAUCAAUGAUAAUAGCAGGACCGUGUUUUUUCGACCUUUAGCUCACUUAGCUACGGUUGGGAAAUGAUCAGUAAGGGCCAGAUUGUCUGUCGGAAAGACGCCCGGUAUCAUAAGCAUACGUCGUGAGAAGCCAUCGGUAGUGUCCUUCAGCUCCAUGCAUACGAAUAAAGCAUGCAGUUGUUGCCUGGCUGUGGACAGCUUGCUGUCAAACCGUGAAUCAACAAAUGGAGAGAUGAAAUUUGAACAGCAGUACCAUGGAGAACGAAGUCGAGACUGAGAAAUUCGUCCAAUCACUGAAUUUCCUAUAAAUGCAACAUUCAGGAUAGUACACAUGAUAUCUGACUGCCUCCGUUGCUGGAGAGAACUACGAUUGAUGAAUUAUGGCAAUGUUAUGAAGAGGUUGCGGAUGAGCGUACUAGCUAAAAGGGCGAGCCCCAGACAAUAUUUUUUGGGAAGUAGAUACGAUUGCUGGAACAGGUAGAGGAAGGAAGGAGGGAAUAAGGGGUAUAUGGGCAUCGUUGCGCGGGUUGAGCGAUACAGUGGCAUACUGAGAUGACCUGAAAAGGUCGAAGAUACCGAGAGAUCGGACAGAGUACACGUGCACACCAAAUUAACAAUGAAAGGCUGCAUAAAACAUGUAAAAGUGUUCUAUAAAUUUGGCAGGAAUGUCGCUGGGGCAGAAAGCGAGUGCUAUUGCCCUUUCUCCUCUAAGCGAAAUGCAAGGCGGAACGCAACUCCGGCAACGGGACCUCUGGUUUUACUCUAAGGAGUUAGAAUACAAACAGGAUUACUGAGCUGUGUAGGAUUAGCCCUUGCGUCAUUCUGGAAAAGAGUUGAUCAGCUUCUUAGUUUACUAUAAAAAUAAAUGGUCAUCCCAGUGUCAUUUGAGUGGUAGUAUUUAUUUCCAUCCACUACGGAUGCCAAAAUUUUAAGGGAACCGGAAAAGUUGUGAUUUGAAUUGUUGCUGCAAUUUCUUUAUUGAUUUUGAGGACUAGCUUUCCAAACUGACACUGUAAGCAUCGCCGUGUCCAGCCACAGUUUCAAAACCGCGACUCACGAUAUCCCAUCUAACAAAGAUUUCAUUCAUUCUAUUUAAACGUGUUGCCGGGCACCUCAACUCGAGAGCUGGAGCCAGUUCUCUUCAUUUAUACUGACUGGUCAAUCAUUCACGUGCAGAGUUGUCCUCCAAUGCCGCAGACGUAGUUACCUUGCCCACAGUUGCACCAAUUCGGGCAAACAAGUGAAACUCCAAGCGCCGGAAAUCUAUAUCCAUUCUCGCCGGUGAAAGCGUCUGUAUCUAGUUUUUUGUUGCUCAACACGCCAUUGGAUAUAAUUAUCUGGGCAGGAUAAUACUGCCAAACGUAAAGACGAAUAAGGGCAUUGACGAAGGGGUUUGCUAAGGACGCCAAGAGGGUGGCAUUAACGCACUUAGUGUUAGUGGGAAUCGAUAUUGGUGACCAGAGACGUUCUGAUGAACGAGGAUUCACUAUCUUUGCUACAUGAUGACCAUGGCGGUUAACCUGAACCGAAAUGAGAAGGCUAAAGAGUUGCGGGCCGGUUGAUGAAUCAACCUACGAGCAGUCGAUUUCGCGGACAGCUAAGUAAAAUGCCGUAAAGUACAAACGCAUAUACUUCCACCAAUUUAGCUCAUGUGCGAAUUUUCCGGCUCUACUGGACAUCAUAGACAUUGGAAUAAAGAUCUUUAAAGGACUUUUAGAAGUGUGUCUUGCGAAGUUUGGUGAUAAGGUAACGGCGGCGGAUGUGCCAAUGAUCUGAGGCAAAAAAAGAAAUGUUACAAAAACCCACAUUAAUUAGGUAAGGCUGAUCCCAUUAUGGACGAAAGUAUCUAUAUCAUAUUUUCGCCAGCCCUGAUUUGCAGAAAUGGGGGUGGCAAAGAUAGCCUCGUCGAAAAUAUUCUGAUAUGAUCUUUUGCCUGGAUGAACCCGGUUUUUGGCAGCAGAUAAGUGAGAUGUGACGCCGGGGCCUUUUGCAAAAUUGUUGCGGUGCAAGCGCGUGGCUCCUGUACGCGAUGGAGGUAUAAGUGAGGUCUGAUCUGCAGGAUCAAAUAGGGCAGGAGAUUUUUCAUGUUGAUAAAAGUGUUCUCUGUCUAACAUACGAAUCUCUAGUCUGGACUGGCAUCCACGAUCGACCACUCAGGCACGGGAACGAGAUUAAGUAGAAACUGAUGAAGUCGACUGCAUGAUAGAUCUGUACAGUCGAAAAAGGGCCAAACAUGAGUGCUGAAAUACUAAAUAAUAUUCAAAUAGGAGUGUGCCUUGCCCGCAUAGAGGUAAAGUUUGCGAUAAGUCAUAAAAUAUUAAAGUAAAAUUGGAGAAAAUAGUGAAUUACGAAAUAAACAGCCGGAGAAGGAGGAGACAGAAGCUGCCUGUCUUGCAAUAGAGUGCGCCAACUAACAUUUGUAUAUAGAGCCGGGUUGCAGUUGCUUGUAUGUUUCAAAUUCAACCACCGAAAGGUUCCUUUAUAGGUUAAGGCUGAAGGCCAAGGCAUCAACUGCCCUUACGUCGCUGGCUUAAGUCACUCAAUACAUAGUAACGUUUCCGUCUGAGACAUUCAUUUGUGGUUAGGCGUCUGGCCUGUUAGACGGCGGACUCCGGCUUGCGAUUGAACUGGCAUGGGGGUAAUCCUAUUCCCUUUGUCAAUUCAAAUGGCGAAAUAGUCAACGUCUCAAGCAAGCUUAUUUUGGUUUCUGCGGUAUUCCUCACGCAAAAUGCCAUCACACCGCAAAUAUGCAUAAAAAUGUACAACAGAAGCUGAUUUAUUCCUGAGUUCCAGAUAACCUUCAUGAUUACCACAGAAUACAAUUAAGAAAAGCGACGUGUCUUCAGAUAUUCUGGGAAUUGUAAAACUAGAAUUCCGUCCUAUGCAUGAUGACGGCUGCUAAGGCGGUGAGCACUAAUAAAUGAUACAGCAAGAAGUUGACUUAAAAGCUGCACAGAAUUGUGAAAGACAUUGAAACCCAUCAUGAAAUAUCCUACCAAGUAUUGGUGAAACUGUUAUGGAGAGUGAAAGCGGCGUAGAGCCGUGGCCUAAGGCGCUAAACAAGGAACCAAGCCGGCGACGUGAAUCACGCGUGAAGUUAGGCGACAGACAGGCGCGCACUGCAGCGCCGAGCACGCGUGGUGGCUUCGCUCACGUGUGCGGCCCAAUCAAUGGGUGGUCGAACAUUCCAGACGUUUCCGCGGUGGGGGGGGGGAGGUUCUAUCGCGCACGCGGUGGCCAAUCAGCGAACAGCACGCUCGGGGCAAGAACAUUCUAGAACGUCCUCAACGGCUGGCACGUCAUUGGACGGAAUGUUCCAGAACGCACGAGAACCCAUAUAAAUAGCACACCUUUCUUAGGAGUUGUAACCCCCCGUGUCCGCAAGUUACCAAUAAAGCGUUUGUCCUCUUCCUGUCUUACCUUCCUUCCGGGUCAUAACAAAACGAAACACGAUAGCCUGUUGAUGGUGACAAAUGAAAACAUCUACUUGAAAUCUUUUUUUAGAAAUUGAGAGACCGACUGAUGUAAAGGCUGAAGCCAUCAGUUCCGAGAGUAUCCAGGUCACAUGGAAAGCGCCCAGUUACAAACUAUCAAAUGAAAGCGGCUACAGACUGCACAUUAUUGGCCAGGACUUCAACGAUACAGCCGUAGUUGGAAGAGAUACACUCACGCACACAUUCUUCGGAUUGAAACCCUCCACGGAGUACGCCGUCUACGUGCAGGUUAACGACAGCGUGAGGGGAGUGCCCCGACCGACGGGAAACAGUUCGGCAAAAACCUGGCCAGAGGGUAAGUUGGCAUGCCCUUGUCAAGUUGGUCACCUGUGAGUGUUAGUGAGGGAUGUUUUUCAAACACUAAAACAAAUGGAGGGAAGCCGAGGGGAAAGACAGACGGAAGUAAGGUUUGCGAAUAUGAUUAAAUUAAUUGUAGUUUUUGAUCCUAUUUCUUACUGAAAUGACAAAGUGACAUGGCGAUUUGCGAUUGUUCGGCCAGAAAGCAAAGGUGUGGCGACAUGGACGUCACUUGACCCAAGCGACUUUGCAAAAAGAAGUUGGCUUGCCUCUUAAAUUUCAUCCAGAAGAGUGGUCACUCCUCCAACAUGAAUUCCUCUCGAAUAUAUCCUAUCGACUCAACUGCGUCACAUUGUUGUUUACUUAAUUUAUUGCGAGCAAUGAUAGGGCUAACCUAUGUCUCCUCGAGACCAAGCUCAAUUCACGCCCUAUAUUCGGUUGCUGCAAAUGAUAAUUUGAAGUCAAGUGCCGUGAGAAUUAGUCGACAGUUAGUCGACCAGCAAGAUAUGACUGAAGGUGAGGGUGACGGAGCGCACAGUUUCGUUUUAUAAAUGUUGCCUUUUUUAACCAACAGAAAGUGGAGAUUUAACAAAGUUAAUGCACCUAAGACAGCAAUAAUCUGCAUGUAAACAUUCCACUUUCUACUAAAAUUCAGAUUCCCAUUCGUUGAAGUCGAUCUGCAUCAUUUAAACAAUUAACGGAAAUAGUUUAUCGUAGACAAGAAAGACAUCGUUUUCCGAGACUAUAUAAAUAAAUUAUUGAUAUGUGAUUUUGAUAUUUGCGCUUUCAGCUCGGCAAGCCUGUGGAAAACGAACUCUUGCUCCUGCCGUGUGGUCUGUUCUCCAGUCGACUAGACAUGAAGCCAAUCAACAUAGCUGGCCAUGGACUGUAAGAUCGAUUUUUAAGACUUAUAUUUUCAAUUUCUCAUUUAAUCAUUUUGGGCGCAUAGCGUUUGUAACGUUUCACGUGAUUUAAAAUCAAAAGUCAGCAUAAUAGUACUCGUAAGCAGGUCGCUAAUUGUUUUAGUCAAAAUCCAGCAACUGCUCCCUUUGGCUUUUACAUGACUUUCUAUCACUUGCUAUAUUAUUUUGUAUCUCUUUACAAAUAUGUAGGUCGGACUUUACACCAGUACCAGAGGAGGGUACCCGUACUGCGGAGGGACUCUGGUUGCUCCUCGGUGGAUCGUUACCGCUGCCCAUUGUGUUGAAAUGGCUAUGAACUGUACUACUGCGCCUGUUGGAAAACUGUUCUCCUACAAAGCCCUCACAAACGCAACUCUGUUUGCCCGAGUUGGUGACCAUGAUUUAAGAAAAACAGAAAGAUCUGAAAAGGAUCGCCUUGUUCAGAGCGUGAUAGUGCAUCCUCAGUACCAAGUGCAUUCAGGAAACAGUGAACAUGAUGUUGCCCUACUGCGACUGGAAAAAUCUGUCGACCCAGGUAGUUGCAGUGGUCUUGCAUUUCAUGCAUGCCUAUCCACUUUUUACAAUGUUUGGCCAUCGCACCGGCUCACUCUGUAGAUGCUGUAGACGACAAUGGCACUCGCUACUCAGGUUGUGCAGAGUGCACUUUUGGCGCGGUCACCCGUCCAGACGUAGGCCUCCGCGUUGCACUGGCCGCUGUUCUCAACCACGAAAUCAGAUGGCUGACAGUCUCAGACAGUUGACCGGUCCACCGAAAAGUAAAUGGCGAAUCAGGCUGAUAUAAAGAAAUAUGUCGCCGCGGCAUAUCAGCUUAUUCCUCACUAUAGUAAAUCUUUUGCUUUUACAUCCACCACGACAGCCUACAAGGCGUGGUGUGGGUAUUGUCGUCUGACGGGAUAACUCAACCCUGUUUCGGACUGAGGGCUACGUUGCCAUUGCUUCAUCUUUAUGAGGUUUCUGUGGCAUUCGGGUAUGUGCGAGUUCUGAGUCACAUUCAUGAAAGCCUGGCACACGUAGCGGGUACGGAGCGUGUGUAGUAAGCAAAAACCGUUUUCUUAACUCUGCCAGAUGCUCUGCUGAACUCACCUUCAGUCGCCCGGACACUCUUUUCCCAUCGGAGCUAGGUGAAUGAGGAAGAUAAAGUGCAGUUGCAUGUCUUUUUCCGUAGUUUUGCUUAGCGCAUAGCUAUAAGCGAGCAAGGACUCAUAAUCUCUCAUAGCUGCCUGUUGGCAUCGGCCGUUGAGAAGUAGUCUAUGGAAUAAGUAUUAAAUAUUUAUUGUCGUCUGAUACUUAUCAGAAUUCAUCGGCAGCAAAAUCGAGAUGUAGACGAGUAUACAGUCCUACUUUGUCCGAUUGGCCAGCGUAAAUGUUUCGGAGAUUGUCCUUUUGCCUGUGACACGCGCUUACGUCAAAUCGUGUAAUUUCCAUACCAUUUUUCUGAUUCGUGCUAGACAUCGGCACGAUUCUUUUUGUCUAGGGCCUUCGUCAUAACCAAGAAUAUCGUAUAGAUGGCCGCAUUCUUUAGUAACGUUUUGCAGCUAGCGGUGGGCAAGACCAGGUUCAUGAUUCGAUUGUAUCCUCCUAGUCUGCAUCGUGCUCCAGAAGGGAGUCUAUUCGUUUGAGGGGUAAUUACGCGGCUACGUGCGACUCAGCAAAUAGUUUGCCUGCAUCGUUGAAUCAAAAGUUGCUCCGGUGGUUGUCAUAGACUUACAGGUUCCAUUUGUGCCUAUAUUUACGUACAAAUGUGUCAUUCCUAAAGUCGUGGGAGAUAUACCUAUGUAUCUACAUUUUCCGGAGGAAUGGAGCAGCCCAGUCUAUUAGUCGGGACUCUCGACAAUUGCAAAUUUCGGCUAAUAUUGUGUUAGCCAGACAAUUGUUGCGUUGGUUUUUUUUAAAUUUAAAGAUGGAUAACGAUAGAGUCAGGGACGGGUUUGUACUUUUAAAAGUUGGUUAAUGGUGUCUUGUCGUAUUUUGGAGGGGCUUUUAACUACUGGUUUUUGGUCGGAACAGUGCUUCAGGACCUGCUAAUUGUUCUAUAGUGGCUUCGCACAACAUAAAAGACUAAUUUGGCGGUCGAGAGAAAAUUCGUGAUUUCAGUACAUCCGCUUUUCGAGUUAGGCCAUCUUUCUGCAGUUUCUUUAGCCGUCGUUGUUGUGGGCUUUGGCAGCGGAUAUAUUGCUUUACUGACCCUGGUCCCUUCGUUGGCACAAACAGACUUUUUUUCUUGAAUAAUAAGCAUCUGAUCUCAUCGUGGAUAUUGUCAUAUUAGUUCUGGUGUUUUAAUUGUGCACUGUCGGCGACUUUUUGUAUGGCGGCCUGAAGGACUUUUAUCAGGUCUUUCCACUGAGAACAUGGGCGACAUCUUCUUCCAAGUCUUCUAAUUUUUCCAGUUUGAAAUUUAUGUGACUUUGGUUUUUAACAAACCGGAAGGUCGCAUUAAUUGCAGACGCCGACCGUUUGAAGCUGCGACCUCAUCCUGUAGAGAACAAGGCGUACAUCCUUCUGGCAUUCUGCAACACAAUGCUCUUUUUGGACCUCCAAACGUAAAUUAAAUUCAGCUGUCGCCAACGAUACGAGAGAAGACAUAUCCACGUAGUCUUCUUCGGCAUUGUAAGGCGAAAGAAUGUCUCUUAAGUGUAAGCCUGCAGGAAGACAAAACCUUGCUGAGGCACAUGCCGACCAGGUGGCGACCCAGCACUUCACCCUGGAUGUGGAGUUAUGUGCCGGCGCGGACAUAGAAGGCAUUGGUAGCAAUCGAGAGCAGUUGUCUGUUUGCGGCACAGCCGCCAUCAGGGCGGGCAGAUCUUCAGCGAACGCGCUCUUCACGUCACCAGAGCUGGUCAACAAACCGAGUGGGGCCUAGGUGCUGAGUUCGUGACGAAAGUCCAACACCCUCGCAGCCAUGAGCCGGUCUUUCAGUAAUUGUGGGAUGCAGGGCUGCCGUCGCACGGCAUAAUUAGUAAUGAUGAAAGCAACUCUGGCUUAAGUCGCCCGCAUUUGGACGUCCGCUGCGAAAGGUUUAUCCGACCUUCAAUUGCCCCAGACUAACCGGUCUGGAGAAAGAGCUCAUACUGUCAGCCGCAGUGCCCAGUUUGUGACCAGAUGGUUUCGAAUAAUAUGAACGGUCUUUAUUUCGAGCAAGUUGGCCAUUCGAUUGUCUAGAGGAGAGCCAACAUUCGAGGGCGCCAGAGUAAGCAGCCAUCCGUUCAACGUGGCAGUGGUGUGUUAUACCAUCGGUUAAUGAGGCACGCUUUCUAGCCCCAUGAUUUGAUAAGUAGCACCACCCCAAAACAGGGCUGCUCAGUCAUCUUUGGUGUCUGCCGUAUUGCACUGUGGGUCUCGAAUUUUGUGUAGUGGGAAAACCUCUCGAAUAAGCCUGAAUCGCUUAAGAAGUUCAUGUCUACAUCUACGAAACACUUAUUGUUUAAGUGGUGCAGACUUGUUCAGAGACGACGGGGUACGGAGGCGUAUAAACGCUUAAUGCUUUCACCCUGAUUUAAGUCGCUGAUCAACAUGGGGCAUCGGGAUGCCGUUGUUGUUCUGGGUACGACUUUUCAGGACCCCGUGUAAGAAUGGACGUUCAUGGUGGAGAAGUGAUAAAGGAUCCAUCAUGUUUGCCGAUGGGUUCUUUGUGAACAAUCGUUGUACUUUUUGCAAGUAAUUGGUAAGAACGUGAGAACGCCUAGUCUAUCCGGCCUCCUUAUAGUGGACGAUUUUGUAGCUACACAUCCGGCAUUUUGCGGCAGUGUAACUUCAUUGCUGACCUUUCGUGCCAGGGCCCUCCAAACGUAUUCACCAACUGGGGGUAGUGGAAGAGAUGCGACUGUGGUUCCCAUGCACGUCACUCUGCACACAGCAAAAAUGUUAUGAUUAGCCAACAUUACAUUAUAGUUGCACUAAUGACCUGAGAAUGGAAAGAUUUUGAAUCAAUGAACAGGCGUUAGUUAAAUUCCGUAAAAGAUGAAGUUGAAUUCAUCAACGCUGGUCGAAAUGUUUUUUACAUUUCAAAAAUUUAAAACCUGAAAACGCGUUUUUAGCUCGCUGACGGGACAAUUUAUUAUUCUUUUAGGGAAGGAGGUCGAUUUUAUUUGUCUUCCAGGAAACGAAUCGGAUAUUCCUGAUUCCAAAGAAUGCAAAUUUGCAGGCUGGGGUUCAGGUAAUCGAUUACGAACGCUGGGGUAUCGAAAUUCACCUGUUCUAAUGGAAAGCAAAGUAAAGAUUGAAUCUGGAGAACAUUGCAAAUUGGGAGCGGAAGGAGCCAAUCACGACGGACAAGCUUGCCUUGAAACGCGAACUGGCGUAAGUUCUUAUUGCGAUAUGGCUUAUCAAUAUAAACUUAAUUGUCCGUCAAUUGCAUUAUUUGGCUAACUCACGGGACUCAAGUUGGAGUUCCAACCGGAGGUCAAGUAAUCGAUAACAUCGAUGAAAAGUAUAGCGUCGACAUGUAGGUAAUUGACGGCCUAUUUACGCGUCAGCCAAUCAAGUGCAAUUUAUUGGUUCGACUUAAAUAAAAGGUAAAGUGUGACAAGUUAAUUAGAGAUGGUCAUCAAACUUCCGUUUAAUCUUUUCUAAAGGCACUUAUUGUCUCAUUUUUUAUCUUCAAUGUUCUUUUCAGACUCCCUGUUUUGGCGACUCCGGCGCUGGUGUUUACUGCCCCAAUGAUCAGGGAAAAUGGUUUCUAUAUGGAAUCAUCAACAGAGGAAACUUCCUCUGCGUAGGCCAGUAUGCCACAAGCACAAAGAUACUUCCCCAUGCUGGAUGGAUCAAGGAGGUGAUAGCGGCCAAUGUGGUUCAAUGA
This is a messenger RNA of Spirometra erinaceieuropaei, 18923 nucleotides long. The record is from the annotation of a GenBank genome assembly. NCBI's taxonomy places the organism in Eukaryota, Metazoa, Platyhelminthes, Cestoda, Diphyllobothriidea, Diphyllobothriidae.